GGGGCCGCGCUGAGGGGCGGGCGGCGGCCGCUGGCUGCGGGGAGCGCCCCGAGGGUUCCACCUGGUGCUGCCUGCGGCGGGGCGGGGCGGUGACCAGCACAUCCCGGCUCCUUCUUCCUCGGAGUAGCGGGGGUGGAGAGAGAGGGGCUGGGGGAGGUCCUCUCCGCCCCCAUCGGAGGGAGCGGAGCAGAGCGGAGCAAGGGGAAAGCAUGUGAAAAUUGUUCCUAUUUCUUCAGGUCUGUGGACGUGAGUUUUACAUUGGAGUUAGAGGCAGCAUUUUUGACACUCUUUGCAGAGCGGUGUGGUCCUGACAAGCUGCUUCUAGUGUCAGUAACAGACCUUCUACCAUGAGCAAUUCUACUCCAGCUACAGAUAAUGAGAAGAAAAAAAGUAAAGGAAAGAGAUCUCCAUGUUCCCCUUCACGUGUCCUUCAUAUUCGUCAAAUUCCAAAUGGUGUUACUGGAGCAGAAGUUGUUUCAUUAGGUCUCCCUUUUGGCAAAGUAACCAAUCUCUUGAUGCUAAGAGGAAAAGGUCAGGCAUUUUUGGAAAUGGCUUCCGUAGAUGCUGCUGUUUCUAUGGUGAACUACUACACUCCUGCUACACCUCACCUCCACAAUCAGCCAGUUUAUAUUCAGUAUUCCAAUUACAAGGAACUUAGGACUGACAAUCAGCAUAAUCAGGCUAGACCCCAACCUGUGCUGCAAUGUGCGAAUGCUGUGCAGCAUGGAAACCUGGGUAUUACAAGUGCUCUUGCUGCUGAAGGUGGGGUCCUUCCAAGUCAUGGUUCUGUUCUUCGAAUCGUUGUUGAAAAUGUCUUUUGCCCUGUCACUUUAGACAUACUGUAUCAGAUUUUCUCUAAAUUUGGCUUUGUCUUGAAGAUUGUCAUGUUCCAUAAGAACAAUCAGUUUCAAGCUCUGCUCCAAUAUGCUGACGCAAUGAAUGCAUAUUAUGCCAAAAUGUCUCUGGAUGGCCAUUGUAUUUACACUGGCUGCUGCACUCUGCGUAUUGAUUUCUCCAAGUUAACUAACCUAACGGUGAAGUACAACAAUGACAAAAGUAGAGAUUUCACUCGCAUUGACCUUCCUUUUGGUGAUGGCCAACGAACCAUGGAGGCAUCCUUAUCUACUCCCUUUGCUACCCAAAAUACUGUAUUUCCAUCAUAUACAGGGCCUCCCGGGUUUGCCCCAGCCUUAGGCUUUCCUCAGGGACCAGGUCCUUCUGUCCUGCCUGUUCCUGGAGCACUUGGUCCUUUCACGGUCACCACAUCAGCAGCACCUGGACACAUGACUAUUCCUGGUAUUCCAGGAAACUCCGUUUUACUAGUCAGCAACCUCAACCCUGAAGCCAUCACACCUUAUGGACUUUUCAUCCUCUUUGGUGUGUAUGGUGAUGUACAUCGUGUGAAAAUCAUGUUUAAGAAAAGAGGAAUUGCUUUGGUUCAAAUGGCAGAUGCAACCCAAGCUCAAUUAGCUAUCAACUACUUGAAUGGACAGAGGCUUUAUGGAAGGGUCAUGCAUGCUACUCUUUCAAAAUAUCAGACAAUUCAACUUCCUCGUGAGGGCCAAGAGGACAAAGGUCUGACAAAGGACUAUAGCAAUAGCCCUUUACAUCGCUUUAAGAAUCCCUGCUCUAAGAAUUUCCAAAAUAUCUUUCCUCCAUCUGCAACCUUGCAUUUGUCCAACAUCCCGCCUUCUGUUACUGUUGAUGAUUUGAAGAACCUUUUUACAAGUAAAGGAUCUACUGUGAAAGGCUUCAAAUUUUUCCAGAAAGAUUGCAAAAUGGCUCUUAUCCAGCUGGGCUCUGUGGAAGAAGCAGUUCAUGCUCUCAUUGAGCUUCACAAUCAUGACUUUGGAGAAAACCAGCAUCUCAGAGUUUCCUUCUCAAAAUCCUCAAUCUGAAUUUUCUGUGAAUUUUCCCUUUAAGGCUGCAUAAUGGUUUUAGUAAAAUCUUCAAACAGAGACUGAGACAGCUCUGACCAACUCUGUCUCUUAAAAGAAAAACCUCAUUCAUACACAAAUAAUUAAGUGAUUAUUUUUUCUGAUUCUAGCUGCAAUUAUGUCAUCCGUGGAAAGAUCUUCUGUGAAAUCAUUUUAGCAACAAUAUUUAUCAUCAAAUUUCCUACUUAAAAUUAUGUUUUGAGACCAUCCUUUCAGCUUUUGUUUGAAAUCAGCCUUACAAAACAAUUUCGAGUGCUUUUACAAUGUACCAAACGAGUAUGUUUAAUGAAAAAGUAAGCCUACUCUGUGCAGAUUAAACACUAAUUUGAAUGUGAAAUAGCGCUUGGGUUUCUUGCAGAAAAGCAAACAGAAACUGUGAGUAUCCUCUAAAUAGUAUUUAUGUUACCAAGGUGUACGUUCAUACUUUGGUGAAUCUUUACAAAUAACUUGUUUAUAAAAAUAAAAAGUCUGUGCUGUUCUUAUAGAUUAAAUUAUUAGAGAAAAGGCAGUGCCUUCUCUCUGUGGAAUAAAAGUAUUUGAAAAGUUUCUUCAAGGUGUGGUAUUGGAGAAUUAGUUUGACUUGACUGUGGGUUGGAAGUUUGAUGUCCUGUUUCUACUAUGAAGGGAUGUGCAACAGCACCUUGGAGAAAAUAAAACAAGAAAAUGGUCUUGAUUUAAAAUAAUUUUUUUACAUUUCUCUAAAUAAUUAAAUGUUUGCAAUCUUAUGGAAAAUAUUCAGGUCUGUGAUGGUUUUUCAAGUUUUUUAGAAGUUAUUUUUGCUAAGGUCAUCUUUCAGGGCAGAAAAAUUAAACCUUGAGGUUUUUUACCACUCUACAGUCUAAUACUUAAAUUACUGUGUAUUUACCUAAUUUCUUAUUUUGUGCCUUACUAUAUGUGUAUGAAUAGAUUAGAGUGUUACCUGAAGUGUCUUGCAAAAAUAUUGUGGGCUUUGUGAAAAUUCUCCUCUGGGUCUUUUUGUAAAUGUUUUCCACGAUAAUUCAAGAUAUAUUUUUUCAUUAAUUAAUACUUUGAAUUCUAGUUUCUUGUGCGUUCUUGUGGAGAUUGGAUGUAGAUGGGUCUGAGGUUUCAUUUGUUUUGAAAUCACAUAGGGAUUCUUUCAAUUUACCUAGUUGCACUUCUCUGAUGGUAGUUCUUCACUGAUAAAAAAUUCACACCCAGAAAAAAUAUACUAAAAAACCAAAUAAACCUAUAUAGGAGGGCCAAACAGCAAAUCCAGUUAGUUUUCUGGACUUCAUCUGACUUUUUGAGAGACACUGGCUGUAUCAGAAUAUUCUUUCCGAUUUCUGCACUUCUUGUAUUUUUAAUACUUUACAGUAUUAAACUUAAAGUAAUAGAAUACUAUAAUUCUUUCCUUUGUAAGUAUGAAAAAAUUCUUGAUACUGAAUCUUGAUUCCUCUUUGGGGAAUGAGCUAAGAUGCAGUUAGGUUUUGCCAUGAGUGUACAGAUGAAUACUAAUGACUGAUCAUAUUUUAAAAAGCUAAAUUUAAUUUUAAGAGCUUUUUUCCCCUAGUAUUUUCUUUCACAUAAAUUAAUUGAAAAUUAAUUUAAUUUUACUUACCACAUUUCAAAGACCUAUUUCUUUCAAACAAGGCAUUUAUUUACUUCUAGCAGAAUUUGUUUCUGCUGUAAUGUUUUGCCACUCAUAAUUGUUUUUGUUAAUGUGAAUUGUAUGACUUUAUCUUCCUAGAAGAAAAAGUAUGUUUCUACCAUGAUCUGAGUAUUCUGUAGUGAGCUUUCUCAAAUUUUCUCUCUGAAUUAUUUUUGCAAAAUCAGCCUUUUCGUAGCUUGCGAGAUACUACCUUGAUCUAUGUAAAUUGAUUACAAGUGUAGUAUUAAGGAAACUUCCCUGCCUGACCAUCUGGGAGCCACUCUGGCAGUCACUCUUGCACCACCUGAGCUGGACCUGGGGCUCUUCCCAGGUACAGCCCCCACACUCCCACAGUCAGAACAGGUUUCCUUUCUGGGCUGACCCCAGGUUUCCCAUAGCAGUCUGGGGCAUCCCAACCAUUAAAAUCAUUUCAUCACAGCACAAUAAGAAACAAACAGCUCGGGCUGGUGUCUCUGGGGAGGGACCCAGAACAAAGGAACCCCUGGGCUUUUAUCCCCUCACCAAGCAUGGGAAGGUCUGGGACCGUUCCUGCCAUGUCCCAGUGUCCGGUCCCCUGGCUUGGCCACAGGUUCCCAGGCCCUUGUGUGCCCAGGGUGGGCUCUUCAGGGCCUCUUUGCCUGGGCUGCCCCAACCUGAGCUCAACCUGCAGCUCCCACUGCAGCUGCACCCCGAGCUACCUCAGUGAACGUGUUCCUCAACAGUAGCAGCCAAUCUGACUGCACAGAUGUAGCUAUAUUAAGUGCUGUGCAACACAACCAUGUAUAUAUGCAGAAUUUACUAUGUCCUGGAAAGUUCAACUGGCUUAGAAAAAAUAUUCCCCUAAGGGAUGUUAUCUUUUAGAUUUCACAGAAUCACAGAAUGGUGUGGGUUGAUCUCCAUGAGGUUCUCACAGUCUCACUGCUCAGUCUGCCCAGAUCCUUCUGGAUGCUAUCCUUUUUUUCCAGGUGUGCUGACUGCAACACAUAGCUUGAUGUUGUCAGCAAACUUGCAGAGGGUGCAGUUGAUUCCACUGUCCAUGUCACUAACAAGGCUGUUUAACAGCUCUGGUACCUGAUUAUCCUUACAGAGCACUGCUCAUUAUUGGUCUCCACUUGGACAUCAAGCUGUUGGCCACAACUCUUUGAAUGUGGCCAUCUAGCCAUUUCCUUUUCCAGCUAGAGGUCCACUCAUCAAAUCCAUGUCUCCAGUUUAGAAACAAGGAAGUUUUGUGAGACAGUGUCAUGCUUUGCACAAGUCCUGGGAGUUGACAUCAGUUGCUCUCUUCUUAUCCACCAUUGCUGUAAGCCUGUUGUGGAAGGCCAUUAAAUCUGUCAGGCAUGAUUUGGCCUACAUCUACUUCAUAAUCUUACUGGGAACCAAGGUGGGACUUCCAGCCUUAUAGUUCCCUGGGUCUUUCUUAUUUCCCUUUUUACAAAUGUAGGCUAUAUUUCCCCUUUCAAAGAAAAGCAUUAGCUUUCACAGUUUCAUAGACUUAGGCUGCUCAGAAAACCUCUUUUCCUCCCAGGCUACACAUUACUUCCACCCUCUGUAGCCUUUCUUUUAGUGUUUUGAGUUCAUCCAGUAGUUCCUUGUUCAUCUAACACCAUUCUGACAUUUUUGCCCAACUUCCUCUUGGGAUAAUCACUCCUGAUCUUGGAGAAGAUGAUCCUUUAAUUAAAGGUGUCCUUUAAUACCAACCAGCUUUCUUGGGUCCCUCUUCCCUCCAGGGCUUUAUCCCAUGAUAUUGUAUGAGGCAGAUCCCUGAGGAGGGCAAAGGCUGCUCUCCUGAACACCAGGGAUGGACUGAAGUUCCCCCUGGCAUCUUUCAUUUAAAGCCUUUCUCACUAGCCUGGCAAGCCUGGGGCAGAAGAUGCUCUUUCCCUCUUCUACCAGAUGGACCCUGUCAGCUCUCAGUAGACCCAGUUUCUGAAAGCAAGUCCCAUGGUGAAUGCAGCCAAACCCCUGGCUGGGAUACAGCCCCAGAAGCAUUUGUUGGUUCACCAGAUUUGACUGGCCCUUUCAAACACCUUUCCUUUGACUGUGAGCAUUGAUGAAAAGACUGCCUGUGGAAUCUUAAAAAAUUUUAGCUUAGAAAAAAUUUGAAUGUUGGUAUUUAUUAUGUUUGCUUUCUGGUUUUGUGAUACAAGUAUUGUGUAUCUUGAUUCACCUUUACUGUUCUGUUUUUGCAACCAAAUUAUUCUUGCCAACAUACUUUUAGAUUUGUGUGUAUCUGAAAGGUGCUACCUCUUAGGGAGAUCUGCUUUUACAAGAUAUGCAGAUAAGCUUUGGAACUUGACAGUACGCCUUAACAUUUGCUUAGCAGCAUGAAAGGCACUAGUUAAGGCUACUUUUUCCCCUUUAGUGUUCCACCUUGGAAAAUUGAAAGCAUAACCAUAACACCUUAGUUAUUACAAUGCAUUGUUAGUGAAGAAGCAUGGCAGAAGGAAUAAUUUUUAUACUUUGUGAUUGAUUCAUUAAUCCCUGGUGCAGAAGCACAGUUGCAUCUCAGUUCUUGAUUCUCUAAAGCCCUUGAUAUCUGUGAAAAGAGUAAGAUUUAGGAAAGAAUGAUAUUCUACAGAGUCUCAUGGUGAUGUGGAUGGAAUGGGGCCUCCAAAGGCCUUAGUCCUACCUUUUAGUCAGAUUAUAGAUAACUUUAAGCAGUUACUCAAAGUAUUGUCCAUGUUAAUUUAAAAAAAAUAAUUACACUGAACAAAUUCUCUGUUCUUCGCAGUUCCGUUUGGCAGUCCUCAAUGUGAAUUUGCUUCCUUAAUAUGUAAAGCUUUAAACAUACUACAUUCUAUGUCUUUUGCCUUUUUCCCUGUUCCCUGUGUAACUCUGAAGAGGAUUCUGGCUUCAUCUUCUCUAUACUGUGGCCUUAAGCUGUUAAAGAUAUGUUUAUAAUUUCUUCAACAUAUGUUAUUAAUUUCUGUUUGUGAAACAUCUGGUAAUGUGCACAGUUUAAAUUGGAAUUUGGGCACAUGGUGGGAUUAUUUGGGGCUGUCUUAUGCAGGGCCAGGAGUCGAACUCGAUGAUCCUUGUGGGUCCCUUCCACUUCUGCAUAUUCUAUGAUUCUGUGACUGUAUUGUUAUGCCUCUGUAUAUGUCAUGUCCUUGAAUCAACUCUGAGUUACCUCCUAGUCCAUUGUUUUUGAUGGAUGCACACUUGGUUCAAAGUGUAAUAAGGCCUUUUUAACAACCCAGGAGCAGCUAAGUGCCUUUUCAAAUGAUCCUUGAUUUGUUAUAUAAUGGUAAAACUUUUGGUUUUUUUUUAAUUUCUGCAGAACUCUUAAAACAUCAGAAUCAACUUUUGAAACUUUGACUUAUAAUUUGACUCAGUUGUCUUGUCUGCUGGUCCUGUAAGUUGCACUGGAUUUGUGUGCUGAUAAAUUGAGGUCCUUUUUAUUCAGAAGAUAUUCCACAUACCUGUGGAAACUUGCCUAUUUUUGACAUUUUUCUGAUUACAGGCAGCAAACCUGUGUUUGUGUGCCAAGAAAACUAUUAGUCUUUGUGGAUAGUAGUGCCAGUGAGGUCUGUCUGAUCAAUUAUGUUGCCCUCCUCUGAUUCAUGUCAGUAGGAAAGUGGUAAGUUGGGGUUUUUUAUAAGAGAUGUAGACCUACUACUUGACAUUUUAUGCUGUUAGCUUAUAUUUCUGUUUUUCAAAUGAGAGGUCAACUGCCUACAAAAAGCAUUGUUUGCCUUAACCUUUGGCCCUGACGUGUUAGCCAGAGCACAACUACUAGGCUUAGUCUUGUUACUGUUGUGCUGAAACAAUACUAGUCAGAUUGCACAGAAUUUUUUCUUUACAUUAUCUUUUUUCUGAAGUUUUGUUUGCUAUAUAAAAGAUUCUUUGCCUGCUCUUUUCAAAGCAAAUCCUAGCAGUUAGAAUAUAAAAUUCCUGAAGUAUUUAACUUCAGGGUUUUAUUGAUGGGGGAUGUGAUAUAGGAACAAAAUUGGACCAAAGUUUUUGUGCCUUCAGUAGUUUUAUAUGUAGGGUUUUUCUCCGUAUCUGUAGGUGUCUUAAGUAUAAUAAAUACAUCUUUCCCCUCUGGAAAAUGUAUAUUUAUAUUGUGAAAAAUUAAUAUUGUCUACUGACUAUACAAGAAGUGAACUACAGCUGUUUCAAUACGGAUUUAAUUAGUCUACUGUCUUUCCCAUUUACAGGGUGUUUUUUUUUUUUUUUUUUUUUUUUUACUGCAAAGUGUAGGAAUCCAAGCAUAACUCACAUUAUUUCUUACUUCAGAUAAUAAUGACAUGUUGUGCUUGGAGCAGUCCCAAAGAAAUUAAAUGCUUACAUAAUUGAAGGUCCUUGAUGAAUGAAGAAAGCUUUUACUUUAGCAGAUUAAUGUCAUCAUUGUAAGCAGUUUUUCAGUUCUUGGAAACUGUGCUUUAUUUAUGAGUGGGAAGCUGCCACACAUAAACUUGAUUUCAAGCACUUUCCAAUUCUUUUUGAAUAUGUUACCCACUUUCUACAGAAGUUCACCAUAGAACUGCAGCAGCACAAGAUGAAAGUUGCUAACCAAGCAGAUUAUUGCAUCAGAAUGUAACUUAAUUCUCUGACCAAAGAGUGUUCUGGUUUUACUGAGAUAUGAAAACCUGUUUUCUCUCACAUUCCUUUCUGAUGGGAAGACCCAAUGCAAAGUGGCCUCUAUUUGAGACUGUUACUGGUGGUAGAAACAGUGGAAAAUGAAAAUAGUAAUGUGAACCAAAUGGUGUGAGAGAAUGCAAAAAGUAAAUAUAUUGCUUUUAGUACUGUACUCAAGACACAGUAAACAUCUCUAAGAAUUGCUGUCAUUUCCUCAUUUCACAUGAUCUGUUCAUAAAAAUUCCAUUUCAGUUUAUAAAAAUGUUCAUGUAACACAAGAAAAUACUGUAAAUAUUUGUAGCAUCAUGUUUUGUUUUGGUUUUGGUUUGUUUUUUUUUUAAUCUGGAAAACGAGUGUUUGGGGAAACAAUGGAAAUGAAAAAUGUUUUUAUAUAAAAAUAUUGUCUGUAUAUUUUAAUAAGCAAAAGCUUUCAUUUGUAAAGCAUCUUGUGGCAUUGCAUGAAAAGUAUUUUAUAUCUGUGGAGAUGACUUAAAACUGAAGAGAUAUAAGAUGUAUAAAAGAAACCUAUUUUGUGACUGUGUAGUGCAUGGUGAAUAUGAUUUUGUUUGCGCUGUAAUAUAUUCUGGUUUUUUAGGUUAGUGUGGUUUCUGAUUACAUGAUAUCUAUGCCUAACUACUUUCCUAACUCUAGUUGUUGUAGCAUGUCUUUUAAUAAAUGUAAUUAUGACUGUACUCUUAAAUUUUCCUGUGUUCUUGACUAUUACUUUGGGGUUUUUUUUGGUCUUAAAAUUGUGCAGCUAAUAACAUCUAAUUUUCUGGGGUUUUUUCCUUUAGCAUACAUGGGCAUCUAAACAAAAGCUUUUCAUAUCAAAAGUAUUUUAAGAGGAUUAAUGCACAUCUUCAGCAAGAAGUGAAGGUCAGCAGCACUUAAAUUUUUUCCUGAGCAGUGCAAAAAUUCUCAUUUUCAGUAGGAUAGAAAUUUAUUCUACAACUCUAAACCAAUGCAGUAGUUGAUGGCUAUUUUGUUAUUUGAGACAGGAAUGAGAGGCUUCAGUGAUGAGAGACUUGGAGCCUUAUCAUUGAGAACUCCUUUAUCUUUUACCAUGCUGUACUCUUUUCUAGUCCUAGGAUUGAAGUUCAUAUCCUUUGCACAAAGAUUUAAAAAAUGUAAAUAGCAGCUUAAAAAGAUGGUCUGCUUUCAGCUUCCUGUUUCUCAACUGUCUUGUUGAUUGCCUUUCUUUCAUACUCCUUUGGUUGCUCUUCUCCAUGUUGCACAACACUAAUUUAGACCCUCUUAUUCUUGCAUGCAAAAUUCAGGAUUGAUGGUAAACAGGUAGUAGUCUAAGGCCAUAGAUACAAAUACGAGGUGAGUGCAACACCUCUAUGAACUAAAAUUUUCAGCCAGUCUGGCAAAGAUUUAAUUGUCUGCCACCCAGUAGAUUAUGCAAUUGUCAGUCUCUGAGUGUAGAUGCUUUUGUGGGAAGAAAAAUCUGACUCAGUUUAGACUGAAUUGCAAGUUUCAGCAAAUUAUUCUCCAAAGGCUAGAUCUGAAGUCCCCAUGUGUAACUCUUGAUUUUGUCCUUGAUACUUAAAUAUUUGAUAAGCAUUCUGGGGAAAAUGCUAGCUUUUAGUGGCCAUAAUUUGGCUUCUUAUUUUUUGACCAAGUCUGCCUGAGAAUGUAUGAGGAACUGAAAUUCCUGACUGUUGUCUUCUCCCAUUACUCCUUAACCAAAAAGUAAAUCCUAUCAUGAAUUCUUGUCUCUGGUUGUUAACCCUACAAUAC
Camarhynchus parvulus is the source of this 9870-nucleotide messenger RNA. RefSeq names its product polypyrimidine tract binding protein 3 (gene PTBP3). Gene Ontology annotation, biological process: mRNA processing; regulation of RNA splicing. The transcript has 15 exons. The coding region runs from base 348 to 1898 and encodes 516 amino acids. The record is from RefSeq and is a predicted model, not a curated record. Gene Ontology annotation, cellular component: nucleus. Gene Ontology annotation, molecular function: mRNA binding. Lineage: Eukaryota; Metazoa; Chordata; Aves; Passeriformes; Thraupidae.